UGAGGCUCAGCGUCCGGGCCUGGUGGUCGAGGUUAGCACAACAGUUGGGAGCCAUGCCACUGAUGACUCAGCUAAGAGAGCUUUUCCCUUCCAAAUGGAGCCUUUUCAUCUUCAUUGCUUACAUGGCUCUUUUCAUCAACCAAGGGCUUCUGGUUACUGCCACAAAGAAGGAAGACAACAGUUACAGCUAUAACUCGGUGACUGUAGUUCUUCUGGCUGAGGUCACCAAAUUGUUUAUGUCAUCUUUAAUAUAUCUGCAAGAGCAUAAAUGGCGUGUGCAGGACCUGCUGGAGGAUAUCUGUACGCACAGACGUGCGCUGCUCUACUAUACGGUGCCAGCCGGCCUCUACUGCGUGUACAACAUCCUCACCUUCACCAACUUGGCGGCAUUCGAUCCCACCACGUACUUCUUGCUGCUUCAGCUGCGAGUGGUGGUCACAGGCGUCACGUUCCAGGUGCUUUUCAAGAAGAAGUUGACGUCCCGUCAGUGGCUUUCGCUUUUGCUUCUCACCGUGGGGUGCAUCAUCAAACAGCUGAACACGGGCCCGGCGUCGGCGUCGAGCUCGGACUGGCUCCGGGGCAUCUUCAGCUUCAAUAUAAUUCCCAUCCUAGUGCAGGUGUUCUGCUCCUGCUUCGCUGGCGUCUACAACGAGUACCUGCUGAAGCACCAGGCAGUGGAGGUGCACAUCAUGCUGCAGAACAUGUUUCUGUACGUCGACUCGAUCGUGGCGGCGACGCUGGCUCUCUGGCUCCGCGGCCAGCUGGGCACGGCGCUGACCGGCGAGGCCCUCCGCUCCAUCCUGCAUCCGGCUGUGCUCGCCAUCGUGCUGAACAACGCUUGCAUUGGCAUCGUGACAUGCUUCUUUCUUCACUCGCUGAACUCGAUCCUGAAAACGUUUGCCAGCGCGCUGGAGCUGAUGUUUACCGCCGUGCUGUGCUGGCUCAUCUUCGGCAUCCCGGUGUACCUGAACACCGUGGUGGCCAUCGCCGUGGUGUCCGUCGCCAUCUGUGUGUAUUCGCAGCAGCCGGUACGGAACCCGCCGGCGACAGCAGUCCACACUGCACCCAACCCAGAGCAGGCCCAGUCUCUAGUGCAGCAAAUAUGAGGCUGCGUAGCUGUGUUCAGCAGCGCUCACGCGAAGCGGUGGGCUCGUAAUUCUUGGCCAGGUGGCGAAAAGACGAAACAACGUAACCUGAGUGGCGGACUACCCCAUACUGCCGUCGCGUCAUUGGGUUGUGCUGUGCUGUCUGGUGUAGUCAGUGUUUUGCUGUGAACAUGUGAUUUCGCUGUUUGGGAUCGGUGCCACAGUGGGCCUUUCGAGAUUAGAAGGGACUGGCGUGCAAUGGCCAGAGAUUUGUGCCAGGCAAUCCUGCCUGCUCGCGCGCAGCGUUUGCGUGUUCGCCUCGCUUUCAUUGUUCGCCGGACAGUCACGCGACCGUUCAAAUGUCAUUUGUUGGAUGUGCUUGGAUUUUUCAUGACCAGUCUCUCCAUGAAGCCUUUCAGUGCGUCCCGUGGUGCCUUUUUAUCGUAAGUAUUUAUCACAACAUUAAUGAUUUCACCCAGAAGACUCAACACAGCAGUAAUUGAUAUGUUAUGCCUGCGUUUGUACGCACUCCCGCCCCAUUGGUAUUGGUUGCGCGUGUGUGCGUGUGUGUGUGUGUGUGUUUGUGGUUUUGUCUUGAUGCAUCUAGUCGCUGUUUUAUUUUCAUAUUUUCAAUAUGUUCAUAGCAUUGGCAUUCAUGGUUGUUCCGUCCCCAGGGAUCGUAGCUAGUUGUAGUAUCAAGAGUGAUAUCUGAGCUAUUGGCUCGGUCGCGUGAUAGUCGAUAAUUGCUGUGGUGCGUAAUGCUGCGACCCUGUGUGAGGCAGCUUAAACGAACGCGGCGAAUAUAAUAUUGUGCAUGUCAGCUGGAACCAUUAGGUAAUCCAAGCUAACAAGCAAGGUACCAGGUACCAUGGGCAUCAACAGAGUAAUUGCAAGAAGUGAAGGAUCGGCAGGUCUCGAGCACAAACAGUGAACUUGUGAACGGUGUCUUACUACUGGGAAUAUAUCAUUGCUCAUGGUUUUUCAUUUGGUAUGACUCCUUCCAAAUGACAAAAAAGUGACAUUUCACGAUUUAAUGCAGUGAGCGAGUGUGUAUGUAGAUCGCCACAUUGGUGUUUGUGAACAUGUGAUAUGGGUUCGGAU
Molecule: messenger RNA, 2186 nt
Organism: Pollicipes pollicipes
Lineage: Eukaryota; Metazoa; Arthropoda; Thecostraca; Pollicipedomorpha; Pollicipedidae
Product: UDP-galactose transporter senju
Exons: 7
Coding region: 54-1106 (350 amino acids)
Biological process (GO): pyrimidine nucleotide-sugar transmembrane transport
Cellular component (GO): Golgi membrane
Molecular function (GO): pyrimidine nucleotide-sugar transmembrane transporter activity
Source: RefSeq, a predicted model, not a curated record